Messenger RNA from Paramecium pentaurelia, 1878 nucleotides. Lineage: Eukaryota; Ciliophora; Oligohymenophorea; Peniculida; Parameciidae. The record is from the annotation of a GenBank genome assembly.
AUGACUGAAUAAAAAGUAAUUUCUAUCUUUGAUUUUGGAAAAACCAGGAAUAAAUUUUGGUAAACUUGUGAUAAAUCUGUGUUGGAUGUAACUAAUAUCAUUUAAUAUCAAGUCCCAAACAUUUUUAAUUGAAUAAGAAUUUUUGACUGCAGGCAAAGCUAUUGUCAAACCCAUCUUUAUUGUACUUGGAUUAGAAUACAUAUAUAAAGUAACUGUUGAUAAAUUAAAAUGUGCACCUCUCAUUACUACACAUUUGACUUACAUUGAACCAGGAUCUGAUCAUUUAGUUUAAUUAAAUUCUGAUGAACAACAGUAUGGAUUCAGAUUGCAAUAUUAAACUAAAACUUUGGAGAUUUUUCUAUCUGAUAAGUCUCGUUAUGAUUAAUGGAGAAUCCAUCUUAGAAAAGCUUGUUUAUUGGAGAAUUUCCAUGAAGCUUAUAUGGUUUCUAAAUUAAUUGGAAAGGGGAGUUUUGCAAAAGUUUAUCUUGCCACCAGAAAAGAGAAUAAUAUUUAAUAUGCUGUAAAAGCUUUUAGCAAAACUUUUAUGUUACAAUAACACAAAGGAAUUGAAAGUCUUUUAAAUGAAAUGAAAGUGAUGAGAAAAUUUAAUCAUCCAAAUAUUCUUAAAUUACAUGAAGUACAUGAAACAGCUAAUUCUGUUUAUUUUGUAGUUGAUAUUGUAGCAGGAGGAGAAUUACUUUAAAGAGUGAGAGAAACAGGUAUUAUUAAAUAUUAAUAUUUUGUAGGAUUUUUACCUGCUGAAACAUUAUAGAGAUUAGCUUAUAAUUUAUUAUCAGCAUUAAAUCAUAUGCAUUAAUUUAAUAUAGCUCAUAGAGAUCUUAAACCUGAAAAUCUAUUAUUGAAAUCUUAUGAAAAUAAUUAUGAAAUUGUAUUAGCUGAUUUUGGAUUGGCAGCAUUAUUAUAGGAUAAUAAUAUUUUAUUUAAAAGAUGUGGUACUCCUGGAUUUGUUGCUCCUGAAAUAUUAGAUUAUAUUGAUGGAUAAUAAAUUUAUGAUGAAAAAUGUGAUGUUUUUAGUGCUGGAAUCAUCUUGUAUAUUCUAAUAGUAAAUUAUUUAUUAAUAUUAGACUGGUGAUUAACCAUUUACAGGUAAAGAUUAAAAAGCUAUUUUGAAAGCCAAUAAAGAUUGUAUUAUUAAUUUUGAUGAUUCCUUAUUUAAAUCUGCACCAAUAUAAAUGUAGGAUUUAAUACGAUCAAUGUUGUUGAAAAAGAACUAGGAUAGAUUGAGUUCAACUGAAGUAAAAAUUAACAAAUAUUAUAUAAGUGUUUAAGACAUCCAUAUUUUAAAGAAUUAGCUAAAGAACAAUAAGUAAAAUAAGAAAAAUAUUAACAAAAUUUGAAUGAUUAUAAUUAGUAUUACAAGAAUAAUGUGAAAAUGGGAUCAAUAGAUCUCAAUUUAGAAUAAAGAUAACCAGCUUUUACAGGAAAUUUAAAUUCUAUUGAAUCAAUUUCAUGUGUUUCUAAUAAUUCAUUUGCAAAAAUUGAAAUGAAACCUCCUUCUGUAAUUGGUGCAUCAAAAUUUAGUUAAUAUAGUUGUAAAUUGAAUAGAUUAGGUUCUAGAGAUAUAUCUGGUAAUUAAUUUUAUUUCAUUUAUUAGAUAUACCAACAACAUAAUUACAGAAAACAGAAUCUAAAAAGCAUAUUGAUUUACAUAGAAUUGCUAUUCAAAAUUCACAUAGAAAAUAGAUUUAAGAUUAAUUUGAGGAUUAGCCUAUAUAAAAUGAAGGUUCAGGAAUCAAUGAGAUGGCAAGAAUGUACAAUUCAACAAGACAAAUUCGAAUUCCUGAAAAUUUAUAAACUGUUUCCUAACCUAGUAAAUUAGCAUCUACUCCAACUAAUAGAAACAAAAAGAUUUCUUGA